Molecule: messenger RNA, 3162 nt
Organism: Tachyglossus aculeatus (Australian echidna)
Lineage: Eukaryota; Metazoa; Chordata; Mammalia; Monotremata; Tachyglossidae
Gene: ACSL3
Product: acyl-CoA synthetase long chain family member 3
Exons: 16
Coding region: 149-2317 (722 amino acids)
Biological process (GO): long-chain fatty acid metabolic process; neuron differentiation; long-chain fatty-acyl-CoA metabolic process
Cellular component (GO): plasma membrane; endoplasmic reticulum; lipid droplet
Molecular function (GO): long-chain fatty acid-CoA ligase activity
Source: RefSeq, a predicted model, not a curated record
AGAGGAGCCUUGGGAGGAACUGAUAUUACGCUAUUGGCGAUUUGAUCGUUUAGACAACUUACCUUCUUUCUGGCUCUUGCACACCACUUAUCCCUAACAAGAAUUUCAAUAUUCUUCCCGAAAUCGAUUGACUCAGCUCGGCGCGAUUAUGAACGAAACCGGAUCGUCACAUAAAGCCUCGAUGAAGCUGAAACACACCAUCCACCCCAUCCUUUUGUACUUUAUCAACUUUGUCGUAUUCAUCUACACUAUUUUAACUUACAUUCCAUUUUACUUUCUCUGUGGGACAAGGCAGGUUAUAGCGAGGUCACACCAAAUUAAAGCGAAGCCUGUGAAUAACAGUCCCGAGAGUCCUUACAGAUCGGUUAAUAGCUUGCAUUGCCUGGCAUCGGUUUUGUACCCUGGAUGUGAUACCUUAGAUAAAGUUUUUAAGUACGCGAAGACAAAAUUUAAAAACAAAAGGCUCUUGGGGACACGUAACGUUCUAAACGAGGAAGAUGAAAUCCAACCGAAUGGCAAAGUUUUUAAGAAGGUUAUCCUUGGAAACUACAACUGGCUCUCGUACGAAGAGGUGUACAGCAGAGCGCUUAACUUCGGGAACGGCCUCCUUGUACUGGGACAGAAACCGAAGACGAACAUCGCCAUUUUCUGCGAGACCAGAGCCGAAUGGAUGAUUGCCGCGCAGGCGUGUUUCAUGUAUAAUUUCCAACUUGUUACACUGUAUGCUACUUUGGGAGGCCCAGCAAUUGUGCAUGGAUUAAAUGAAACAGAAGUGACCAACAUCAUUACUAGUAAAGAACUUCUUCAAACAAAAUUGAAGGAAAUUGUCACCCAAAUUCCACGUCUGCGGCACAUUAUAACUGUAGACAGCAAGCUACCGACGUGGUGUGAGUUUCCCAAGGGAGUCAUCGUUCACACGAUGGCGGCGGUACAGGCCUUGGGAGCGAAAGGAGACGCGGAAGAGAAAUUUCACAGCAAACCUGUGCCCUCGGAUAUUGCAGUGAUCAUGUAUACGAGUGGAUCCACAGGACUUCCCAAGGGCGUGAUGAUCUCUCAUUGUAAUCUUAUCGCCGGACUCACCGGGAUGGCUGAAAGAAUUCCAAAACUGGGGCAGCAGGACAUCUACAUCGGAUACCUACCGCUUGCCCACGUCCUCGAAUUAAGCGCUGAGCUGGUCAGCCUCUCCCACGGAUGUCGGAUUGGCUAUUCGUCACCCCAGACUUUAGCAGAUCAGUCUUCGAAAAUAAAGAAAGGAAGCCAAGGAGAUACGUCCGUGCUGAGGCCCACUGUGAUGGCAGCCGUUCCGGAAAUCAUGGAUCGCAUCUACAAAAAUGUCAUGAACAAAGUAAAUGGAAUGAGCAAUUUCCAACGUAACCUGUUUAUUUUGGCGUAUAAUUAUAAAAUGGAGCAGAUUUCCAAAGGCUACAGUACCCCACUCUGUGACAGGUUUGUUUUUCGAAAAGUCCGGAGUCUACUAGGGGGAAACAUCCGCCUCUUACUGUGCGGCGGUGCUCCGCUUUCCGCAACAACUCAGCAGUUCAUGAAUAUCUGCUUCUGCUGCCCGGUCGGUCAGGGAUACGGACUCACCGAGUCGGCCGGGGCUGGCACAAUCACAGAAGUUUGGGACUAUACUACAGGCAGAGUGGGAGCUCCGUUGGUUUGCUGUGAAAUCAAAUUAAUGAACUGGGAAGAAGGUGGAUACCAUAAUACCGAUAAACCACGCCCAAGAGGGGAGAUUCUUAUUGGUGGCCAGAAUGUGACAAUGGGAUACUACAAAAACGAGUCAAAAACCAAAGCUGAUUUUUUUGAAGACGAAAAUGGACAAAGAUGGCUCUAUACUGGAGAUAUUGGAGAGUUUGAUCCAGAUGGAUGUUUAAAGAUCAUUGAUCGUAAAAAGGACCUUGUAAAACUUCAGGCCGGAGAAUAUGUCUCCCUUGGCAAAGUUGAGGCAGCUUUGAAGAAUCUCCCACUAAUAGAUAAUAUAUGUGCAUAUGCAAACAGUUUCCAGUCGUACGUCAUUGGAUUUGUGGUGCCAAAUCAAAAGGAGCUGACGGAGCUAGCUCGACAAAAGGGAUUUCAAGGAACUUGGGAGGAGCUCUGCAACAGCGCGGAAAUGGAAAAGGAGGUUCUCAAAGUGCUGUCUGACGCUGCCAUUUCAGCAAGUCUGGAAAAAUUUGAAAUUCCCAUGAAAAUUCGCUUGAGCCCUGAACCGUGGACCCCUGAAACAGGUCUGGUAACAGAUGCCUUCAAACUAAAACGCAAAGAGCUUAAGACACAUUACCAGGAGGACAUUGAACGAAUGUAUGGAAGAAAAUAAUUCUUUUUUCCUCUCCCCGUCAGCUUGCUACAGUGAGCUCAGAUCAAAUAGGAAAAUACUUGAAUUGCGGGUCUCUCCCUCGAGACAAACUCCAUUCCUCAUUUUCAGCCUAAAACUGUUAUUUUUCAUCCCACCCCAUUCUUAACUGACAGGAUAAGUAAAAUGUUAAGACAGCAAACCUGUGUCUGUCUGUUCUUUGGUUUUUUCUCUCAGUUCCUUUCACUACCUGUGACUGUUCUUGUCGGUUUGUGGAUUUUCCUAAAUCAAUAUUGAGCAAGCAAGGAUUUUGAAGUGUCUGAUUUUUAAACAUGAUUUGUAAAUCCGGAGUAAUGUUCAGUUUGUAACUUUUUAAAGCGUGGAUGUAUAGAGGGAUAACUAGGACAUAUAAGAAAUUGUUACUUUGGAGGAGCCUUUUUUUUACUUACAGUAUUUAAAAACAAAAGGGUGUUGGUGUGAAAUGAUGUAAAUUUCAAAAGCUCAUGUUCCAAUCAUUGUUGGAUAGAAGUACCAGAUUUGCUGUGUAUUACCAUAUGCAUUUUAGAGAAAUAGGCAUCUUCACAUAUGAUUUAUGAACUCGUCCCCACCUGAAUAUGUGCCUGACAGGUUCUUCUCUAAAUAUUUAAUUUUUUUUACUGGAAACGAUAAAAUGAGGUCAUGGCACUGUAUAUAAUGAGGUAGCACCAUAGGUUAUGUGUAAUAAAGCAGAAGAUAUUUAGCACAGCAAAUAGUCUCUGAGAGUUCACUUUCAAAACGUAUUGAGACGAUUUUAUAUAAAUAGUGUUAAAACUAGACGGAACUCUAAAUUGUUGAAUAAAGUCAAUUCUGGAAAUUUCACAACUUGUGUG